Trematomus bernacchii (emerald rockcod) is the source of this 2534-nucleotide messenger RNA. RefSeq names its product ATPase, H+ transporting, lysosomal, V1 subunit B, member a (gene atp6v1b2a). Gene Ontology annotation, biological process: ATP metabolic process; proton transmembrane transport. Gene Ontology annotation, molecular function: ATP binding; proton-transporting ATPase activity, rotational mechanism. The transcript has 14 exons. The record is from RefSeq and is a predicted model, not a curated record. The coding region runs from base 125 to 1636 and encodes 503 amino acids. Lineage: Eukaryota; Metazoa; Chordata; Actinopteri; Perciformes; Nototheniidae. Gene Ontology annotation, cellular component: proton-transporting V-type ATPase, V1 domain.
UCCAUCACACAUCCGGGUCCUCAGUGUCAUAUGACCAGUGCUGUCAUUUAAGUCAUUCAGCUGCAGCUGAAAAAGCACAUCGACCAACGUUAGCUUUCUGAGGUUUCCUGUUCUUUAUCCAACGAUGGCAACAUUGGUGGCAAACAGAGCGAUGGACAUCAACGGCUUGUCAGCAGCUGCAAGGACACACACCCAGGCUGUGACGAGAAAUUACAUCUCCCAACCUCGGCUAACCUACUCCACUGUGUCUGGUGUGAACGGACCGCUGGUGAUCCUGGAUAAUGUGAAGUUCCCCAGGUACGCUGAGAUCGUUCACCUGACCCUGCCGGACGGCACCAAGAGGAGCGGGCAGGUUCUGGAGGUGAUCGGGAGCAAGGCCGUGGUCCAGGUGUUUGAGGGAACAUCAGGUAUCGAUGCCAAGAAGACGGCCUGUGAGUUCACUGGUGACAUCCUGCGCACCCCCGUGUCAGAGGACAUGCUCGGGCGUGUGUUCAACGGCUCAGGCAAACCCAUCGACCGCGGGCCCACCGUCCUGGCUGAGGACUACCUGGACAUCAUGGGUCAGCCCAUCAACCCUCAGUGCCGUAUCUACCCCGAGGAGAUGAUCCAGACGGGCAUCUCGGCCAUCGAUGGCAUGAACAGCAUCGCCCGAGGACAGAAGAUCCCCAUCUUCUCUGCUGCUGGGCUGCCCCACAACGAGAUCGCUGCUCAGAUCUGUCGUCAGGCCGGCCUGGUGCAGAAGUCCAAGGAUGUGAUGGACUACAGUUCUGACAACUUUGCAAUUGUCUUUGCAGCCAUGGGGGUCAACAUGGAAACUGCCCGCUUCUUCAAGUCUGAUUUUGAGGAGAAUGGCUCCAUGGACAACGUCUGCCUUUUCCUCAACCUGGCCAACGACCCCACCAUCGAGCGUAUCAUCACCCCUCGUCUGGCGCUCACCUCAGCAGAGUACCUGGCCUAUCAGUGUGAGAAGCACGUGCUGGUCAUCCUCACCGACAUGAGCUCCUACGCUGAGGCUCUCAGAGAGGUUUCUGCUGCCCGAGAGGAAGUGCCCGGCCGUAGAGGUUUCCCCGGCUACAUGUACACUGAUCUGGCUACCAUCUACGAGCGUGCCGGCCGGGUGGAGGGCAGAAACGGCUCCAUCACACAGAUCCCUAUUCUGACCAUGCCCAAUGACGAUAUCACCCAUCCUAUUCCUGAUCUGACUGGAUACAUCACAGAGGGGCAGGUGUACGUUGACAGGCAGCUGCACAACAGACAGAUCUACCCACCCAUUAAUGUGUUGCCCUCACUGUCCCGUCUGAUGAAGUCAGCCAUCGGGGAGGGGAUGACCAGGAAGGACCACGCUGACGUUUCAAACCAGCUGUAUGCCUGUUAUGCCAUUGGUAAGGACGUCCAGGCCAUGAAGGCUGUGGUGGGAGAAGAAGCCCUCACCUCGGAUGAUCUGCUCUACCUGGAGUUCCUGCAGAAGUUUGAGAAGAACUUCAUUGCUCAGGGCCCGUACGACAACAGGACCGUGUAUGAAACCCUGGACAUCGGCUGGCAGCUGCUUCGAAUCUUCCCCAAGGAGAUGCUCAAGAGGAUUCCUCAGAGCACCCUGGCUGAGUUUUACCCCAGGGAGUCUGCGGCCCGUCACUGAGGCACAGCGGAGGGUUCCCUGCUCCCCCCUCCAUAUCCUCCUCUCCCUCUGUUCAUUUCUUUCUUCUCACCCUACAGCCCUCACUUCCUCUUCUCCACUGUUCUUAUCACCUCCAGUUUAUCUUCUUCUUAAUCAACUCACCCCCACUUCCCUACCCUGAGGGUACCCGGGGUAAUAAUACCCCCUUUCUGUAGAUGUUCUGUAAUGUAAGGUUGUGUAUGGAGUGUCUGUGGUUGUAAUGUCUACCCCAUUGAUUGCAAAAAUAUGAACAUAUCCUUAAAAUCAUAAAUGAGUUCUUAUUUAUUGGGGUGUGGUACUGCUGCACCCUCUUCUUUUCUUCUUUAAAUACAUGCAAUGUAAUAUCGUUCUGCCACUUAAAGCAAGAGGUUUCCUACUGAGGAAAGAUGUCUGAGCGGUCCGUAUCAGUAGGUGAAGCUCAUACAGUUCUAAUUUCAUUGAGACUGCCAGAGAUGGUGAUUCAAGCCUGCAAGCAUCACAACAUAUAACUAUAAAUGGCAUCAUAUUAGUAUUUACCUGAGGGUGGAUAUAUAGUGGACUACUUAUUUUCACCACGCCCUGUCAGUGGCAUCAAAUUGGCAUAAACUCAGAUUUUGAAUAAGUUGAGCGUCCAUAGUGACCAGACAAACCUAGAGUUGAGAUGUUUACUGUGUGUUGCCCCAACCCUUUCUUCCCUCUUGCUCCCUCUAGCUACUCUGGAAGGAAUACAGUGGAUGUUACUAAAGAAAUUCUGUGUUUUGUUGUUUUGAUUUGUGUUACAAAUAUGAGUGUAUGAAAAGUAUAUUAAACAUUCCCAUCUGUCUGAAAAACGAAUGCUUUGUUGUGCAAAAAUAAUGGUUUUGUGAGGUAACGUGUCCAAGAAUAAAUUAAAUUAUGAGUA